This is a messenger RNA of Actinia tenebrosa (Australian red waratah sea anemone), 2565 nucleotides long. Its product is annotated as sodium- and chloride-dependent GABA transporter 1. The record is from RefSeq and is a predicted model, not a curated record. NCBI's taxonomy places the organism in Eukaryota, Metazoa, Cnidaria, Anthozoa, Actiniaria, Actiniidae. Gene Ontology annotation, biological process: nitrogen compound transport; amino acid transport; sodium ion transmembrane transport. Gene Ontology annotation, cellular component: plasma membrane.
CAUUAAUUAUAAAGCAUCCACAAGCUCUUGGCUUCAAUGAAGCAAACUCACUACUCGGCAGUAAAACACUAUUAAUUAGUAAGCUUCUUGGAAUAAAUCAGUUGACAUGUACGAAGGCGAAGGCGAAAAUCCAAAAAAUCUCAGUUCUCUGGUAACACCCAGUACGAAUGAACUAAUAGGCGACACUGAAAGCGUUAAGAUGAAAAACUUCACAAAUCCUGAAGUAGAUAUCGAAGAUGAUCGUGAAAAAUGGGGGAGUAAAGUCGACUUUAUGUUGUCGUGUGUUGGGUAUGCUGUAGGACUCGGCAAUGUCUGGCGUUUUCCAUAUCUUUGCUACAGUAAUGGUGGAGCGACGUUUCUCAUUCCUUACUUUCUGAUGUUGGCCUUUAACGGUAUUCCAUUGUUCUACAUGGAGCUUGCUAUUGGUCAAUAUCUCAGUCUUGGUACCGUGGGAGCCUGGACAGCUAUCUGCCCCAUGUCACGUGGGAUUGGUUUCGCUAUGAUAAUGAUAUCAUUCUUGGUUUCUAUCUAUUACAACGUCAUCAUUGCUUGGUGUGUUCUGUUUUUGUUCAACUCUUUUCGUGCCGACGUACCAUGGAAAACAUGUGAUAAUGCAUGGAAUACAUUGAUGUGCAGAAGGAAGAAAUAUAGCAGCAAUAAUACAAUUAACUGCACUGCUUUAGGACUCGCACAGAACUGUGCACCUGAGUGGAAAUCACCUGCAGAGGAAUUCUUCAACAACAAGAUUCUUAAUAUCAGCGAGGGAAUCGAAAACCUUGGUUCCAUUGGAUGGGAAAUCACCUUGUGUUUAAUUUYCUCGUGGAUCCUGGUUUAUUUUUGCUUAUUGAAGGGAGUCAGGUCGUCGGGAAAAGUUGUGUAUUUUACAGCGACAUUUCCAUACAUAGUCCUUUUGAUCUUGUUUUUCCGUGGAGUCACCCUUGAGGGAGCUAAGGAAGGCGUGUUGUUUUACGUCAACCCUGACUUCAAAAAGCUGGCAAAUCCUGAGGUUUGGGUUCGCGCCGCUACCCAGAUAUUCUACUCCCUUGGUGUGGGUUUUGGCUCGCUCAUCACGUUUGGUAGUUACAACAAAUUUAAUAAYAACGUUCAAAGGGAUGCCAUAAUAGUGUGUCUUAUCAACUGUGGCACAAGUUUCUUYGCUGGUUUUGUCAUCUUCAGUGUCAUGGGUUUCAUGGCGUUCAUCCUGGAAACAUCAGUAGAUAAAGUAGUUGAUGACGGACCGGGACUUGCUUUCGUAGCGUAUCCUGAAGCCAUAUCUCAGAUGCCUGUGUCAACCUUAUGGGCAAUCUUGUUCUUCUUCAUGUUGAUCACUCUUGGUCUUGACAGCCAGUUUGCUAUGGUUGAAUGUGUCAUCACAGGACUUUCAGAUGAAUAUCCCAAGUAUCUCCGAAAAUACAAAUGGAUAUUUCUUAUCRUCAUGUGUGUUUUGCUUUUCCUACUUGCACUACCCAUGUGUGCAGAGGGUGGCAUGUACGUGUUCAACCUGUUUGAUUACCAGUCAGGCGGAGUGUCCCUAUUAGUGAUUGGGUUCUUUGAAGCUUUGGUCAUUGGAUGGUGUGUUGGAACCGAUCUUCUUGGUGACAUGAUUGAGUCCAUGAUUGGCAAAAGACCUAAUGCGUACUUCCUGAUCUGUUGGAAAUACCUUUCACCCAUCUUCACCCUGGGUAUUAUCAUUGCGCAACUCGCCUUGUGGAAGGGAAUCAGCUACAACAACAAGCCGUACCCAGACUGGGCUGAGUUCAUUGGUUGGCUACUCGCUUUCGCUUCAAUGACUCUCAUCCCGGUCUUCGCAGGAAUCCAAUUCUACUAUGCCAAAGGCCCUACUUUCAUUGARAAACUUCGCAAUUGCUUGAAACCCGACAUGAAUGUCUUCCGAGAGGUUGAGGAGCGCGAAAAAAUCAAGCUCAAGAAAAUACCAAACUGAUGCUGACGAAAUAAUCACGUGAUUUUAGUGACGUAUGCUGUAACGUUACGAGAGACUUCUAUAUUACAAUGUUUCUCAUGGGGUCUACAGCAACUUCCACAACUUUGAAACGUCUGGGUUUUUGGCUUUCACGAGUCAAAAAAAUAACUCCAGCUUUGUCAUUUUAUAUAUAUAUAUUAUGAUUGAUUGUCACCCAAAAACAAAGCAAAAACUUACUAAGAAGUAGUCAUGGAAAUGGUUAGCAUUGAAGUAUCGAAUAUUCGAAUAUUCGAAUAUUCGAUUUAUUUUAGAGCGUUUUUGACAAAUAUUCGCACGCGUUUAAAUAUAUUUUUGCCUGAUACCGGGCUAAAGCUUCUUUGAUUUUAAAUCAAAAAUAGCCGACAAAUUCGGUUGGGACUAGGGACAAUUGAAUGGAAGCGAGGUAAGUAAGGCCUCAUUAGUAAACAAAGUCUACUCAAUACGAUAUUUUGUGUCAAAGUCAUUAACCCUUACUUCUAAAGACGCUUAAAAGAACUCGAAUUGUUGAGAUGAAURAAUUAAACGCAAAAGAUUGUACUGAGUAGACUUUGUUUACUAAUAAGGCAUUACUUACCUCGCUUCCAUGCAAUUAUGCAAUUAUAACU